UAGCUCGCAUAAUUCCUUGGUGCUGCACUGCCUUCUUCUUCGUUCUUCUCCAUCUCCUUCACACUCCUCCGCUCUCACUCUUGCUCUCGCCGCCGGCGCGAAGAUCACGAUGGAAUUUUCCGUAAAAAUCCAUUAUUUCAGGUAAUUUUACAUAUCCCACUCCCCUUGCAAUCCCCUUUUCGUCACUUCCCCCAUCCCAAAUUUAUAUUUUUACCUUUGUUUUUUUCGCUAUCCACCCGGCCUUUUCCGCCAUCUUCCUCCGUCGAGCAUAAAUGGAAAACCUUGUACCCUCCGAAACCCUAACCCCCGAUCCGCUUCCCACCGAAAGCUCCGAUCUUGGAGCGGAAACCCUAGCGCAGACGGAGUACAAUGCUGUUGUGAAUACUCCGUUCGUCGCCGGCGAGUUCGUCUGGGCAAAAGUCAAAGGCACGUUAUGGUGGCCGGCGCUUGUCUCGCCUGAGAUGAAGAAGGAAUCUGUUCUAGUCUCUUACUUUGGAGACUACGACACCUUAGCCUGGUGCGAACCAAAGCAACUGAAACCUUUUCUCAAGGUGUUUGAUGAAAUGUCUAGGCAGAGCAACUCGAGUAGCUUUGUGCGUGCUCUUGAAAGCUGUAUGAAGGAGAUUGAGAAAAGUCUGGGGCUGGAGAUGACAUGCCAUUGUGUGCCCAUUGAGGCCCGUCCGAAGCCGGUGCUAGAAGUUGGCAGCAAAAAGGUUCCUAUUGCUAACCUUUCGGUGAUGGAGCUUAUGGAUUGGAUUAUGGAUGCCGCGAGGGAUGUUUUUGUGGUGAAUGUGCUCCAGACUUUGCAGUUGAAGAGUUGGGUGUUUGCCUUUGGAAAGAUUUUGAUGCAGGGAGAUUCAUGGGAGUUUCAUAGACGACGAGCGAUAGAGGAUUUGGUUGAUAAGAUUGAUCUUGAUGCGUUGCCUGUAGAAAUGGUUGGUGGCAAGGAGGAAGAAGAGGAGGGCUUGGUUAUUGGGGCGUCGAAGAGGAGGAGGAGAAGCAUGACAAAGCCAAUUGCCGAGAUGGAUUUGGAUGUAUUAGAGGUUGAUGAUGAUGAGGGUGAGGGAGAGGUGGUGGUGGAGCAGAGGAUUUUGCGGUCAAAGAAGCGCAAGAGCAAGGAAAAGUUUGAAGUGUUGAAGGCAGAAGAAGAGGCUGGCUCUAGCUCAGGGAGAAGGGAAAGGAAGAAGAGCAAGUAUUUGUCACCUCCAUAUACUAAUUUGAGAGAGGUGGGCAAGUUUUUGGCCACCUUACCAAAGAAUCUGGAGGAGAAGAUUCCAAGAAAAGCUGGAUACUUUACUGAUCACAGCGGCGAAGAAGAUGAUGAUAAGAGUUUUUUGCUGAAAAUUGAAAGGAUGCCGACUAUUGAGUUUUUUUCAGAAUUUGUUGCUGUUGCAGAGAAUCCUCUUCAUCUGAAAGGGAACCGAUCUGCAAAAUUUAUCAAGUACUUCUUUGCUGUUUAUAGAAAGUCUAACUUCUCUGGAGGUGAUGACAUUGAGGGUUACAAGAAACCGUUUCCUGAAUCUAUAGCUAAAACUGAAGAUGCUGUGGAUAAUUCUGGGAAAUGUAAUGAGAGGAAUAGCAAGUAUGGAGCUUAUAAGGAAACUGAUUUGGAUUUUAAACAGCGGAAGAGUAAUAGCAAGCGUGGAGCAGAUCAGAAAACUAAGCUGGAUCCUGAAGAACUAAAGAGAAGUCACAAGAAUGGAACUGACAGGUCUAAUGACUUAGAUUCUAAACAAAAGAAGAAUAAUAGGGAGAAACAAAGGCCUCGAAGGAAGAAGACAUCAAAGGAUGGGGCAGGCCAAGGAGCUACCUUUAAUUUGGAUUUACACAUGGAAGAUGGUUUAGAUGAAGGUGACACAGAACAAAAUACUGGAAAUAAUAAGAAUGGAACCAACCAAGGAGCUCCUGUUGAUUCAGAUCAUUUUCUUGCCAAUUCUUUAGAUGAAGGCAAAGUGAAAGAAAUGGCUAGAAGGAAAAAGGAGUUAAACGAUGGAACCAUCAAAACAGCUCCAGCUGAUUCAGAUCUCCAUAUGGUACAUGCUUCAGGUGAAUGCAAACAGAGAAGGGGUAGGAAAAGAGGCAAGAAUGAUGCCAAUGGAGAAGCACCAGUGAAUGUGGAUCUUCAGAUUGUAAGCAGUUUUCAUGAUGGUGGUCCUAAAAAGAAAGAGAAAGUUUGCAAGAAUGUUGCUAUAAAUUCACAGAAACCAGUUUUAAUGAAUGAGAAAAAGAGAGGAAGUAAGGAAGAUGCUAAUGGCAAAAGUUUUCAGAAAUGUCUUGAAGGAGGUGAAUCAGGUCCCAAGAAGAAGGUUGGUGCUGGUCCUCAUAAAGUGAAGCCUGGAAGGAGGAAGGCCAAGAGGGUUGACCCUAUUUAUGGAAGACAGGCUGCUCUUCAGUUGACCUUUCAUUCCGGCAUUGCUAUUCCUUCUAUAGAAGAUCUUAUUACCUCAUAUAGCAAGUAUGGUGCUUUGAUCGACACCGGGAUUGAGUUGUUUGAAGAAUCAAACUCAGCUCGUGUCGUGUUUGCAAAUGUCGCAGAUGCUGAAAAUGCGUUUAAAGAUAAAGCCGGCCCCUACGGAUCGGUUGCCACCUACCGCCUCCAUUACUUGUCUGAAAACCUUGUCAAUUCUUCACAGACAAAUCAUGAUCUUGUCUCCACCUCACUGCAAAUUUCUGAUGUUAUCUCUCCUUCACAGCCAAGUCCUGAUCAAAAGUCUGCAGUUCUUAAGCCUGCACUUCCAUACAUCAGAAAAAGCCUAGAAACAAUGAUUUCGACCCUUGCUUGGUCUUCUUCCCCUGUCAACAUUACUGGUUCAUCUUCAGAUGGGUUGAAACCUGAGGCAAGGGACAAUCUGGUUGAUGAGAUGCAGGGCCUUCUUCAGAAAGUGGACAAGAUGCUUAAUGGACCUGGCUCUAGCUCCUCUACUUAGUUUGGAAAAUCUCAUGGUUCUGACCUCUUCUAUUAGCUUUAGGGUCUUAAGCUUUUCCUUCAUGUCUCUUGUAUUUUCUUCAAUUUUUCUUGGAAUGCAGGUCUCUUCUCAUUGUCUAUUAAUUAGUCUUUUAUGUAAUGUUAGCUUGAGAUUAUAACUUAAGGGAUAGCUCCUGUGAGUUGCUGUUGUAUGUUAAUUGGUGCUUUGGUGGUGGCUUAAGCUUGCCUUGCUUUGCUGCUUUUCAUGGUCUUCUAUUUUACUUGGCUACUAAGAAUUUUCUAUUAGGAGUUUGAAUUA
Messenger RNA from Dendrobium catenatum, 3224 nucleotides. RefSeq lists its product as uncharacterized. The transcript has a single exon. NCBI's taxonomy places the organism in Eukaryota, Viridiplantae, Streptophyta, Magnoliopsida, Asparagales, Orchidaceae. The record is from RefSeq and is a predicted model, not a curated record. The coding region runs from base 273 to 2927 and encodes 884 amino acids.